CUUCUGAAAUGGCGUUUCGAUGCGUCAAGUCACUACAAAGAGAACGAGUUGCCGAAUAAGUUGCCAAAAUUUUUAAAUGUUUUAAAAUAUCUCAGUAUUUCAGCUAUCGUGUUAACCGUCGAAAUGAAACAUUGUUUUAGUUUUUCCUCGAACAGUAGAUAAGAAUAAUUACCCCCUAAAUACCCCGAUAACUACAAAAUAUCGAAACAAAACUUCAUUUUAGUUUUUCCUCAUAACAUUCUACUAGGCUAAUUACCCCCUAAAUACCCAGAUAACUACAAAAUAUCGAAAUAAACAUUUCUCAGUUUUUUACUUAUCUCAACUAUCCUUAUAAUCACAAAAUAUCGAGAAAAAGUUUGUUGUUGUUUUUUCUUAAAAUAGUCGCUUAGGAUAAUUACACCCUAAAUAUCCUGGUAACAACAAAAUAUCGAAAUUAAAAAUUUUCAGUUUUUUUUUUUAUUUAUCUCAACUAACCUGAUAAAAACAAAAUAUCGAAAAAAAACUUUUUUUAGUUCUUCUUCAUAACAGUCGCUAAGGCUAGUUACCCCCUAAAUACCUCGAUAACAAAAAAAUAUGGAAAUUGAAAUUUUUCAAUCUUCCUUAUUGAUAUCAACUACCCUGAUAAUUACAAAAUAUCGAAAUAAUUUUUUUCUUAGUUUUUCAACAUAACAGUCGAUUAUUUUAAUAACCCCUAAAUACCCCGACAACUACAAAAUAUCUAAAUUAAUUUUUUUCAGUUUCUUUUUUUUUUAUUUACCUCAUAAAGAGCACGUGGUCCUCAUUUUAGCUGUCUAACUUCUUGAGAAAUGAGAGAAUUAGUAAUGAAUGGAGAGAGGGCUGUUUUUUAUAUAUAGCGGGUGAAAACGAAAUUCCUUAUUUUUUUUAAAUAAAAUAAUUUCUGAUUAGUAUAUAACUGGGUUUUCAGUUUUUAUUUCUUAGAAAAGAAAAACACGUUCCUGAAAAUCAAGGACUUGGGGCCUGAUAAGCUAAAUUUAUAGUUGCUAUAGUUAUUUUUAAACACAGGAUUCUUAAACCUAUCAAACAUCGAAAAAAACUGGCUUUACUUUAUUUCAGGGAGGUAAUCUUUCAAUGUCAGUAGAUAUUAAUCUCUAACCAACUGUAAUCUUGUUGGUGUGUCAAUUGACGAAAAGAAAAUACAGUCGAUAAUCAGAUUUGUGUGUUUGAUGGGAAAAAAGAUUUUAAGUUGUAUGGGGAAAAGGUUUUUUCUCAUCAUACUCAAAUGAAGACCUAAUAUUGUAAUGAAAAGGACCGGUCUUAAUAGCUGGAGAAGCUGGAUUGUUGCUGUUGCUUGUGCUGUUAUUUACUGUUUAUUUGCACCUGUGUACAGGUUAGCUGCAAUAUUUUAUGCAGAAUUCGUAGACAAUUUCGACAUCGAUAGAAAAAGUGCAUCUAUACCAUUCGUUGUGUUAGGAUUUGUAAGAUGUUCAUCGGGUCCGAUCUAUGGAAUUCUGGGGGAAAGGUUUGGUCUUCGUUGCAUGACUUUGGUUGGUUGCUGUCUUUGUGUAAUAGGAUUAACAGCGAGCUUCUUUGCCCAAGAUGUCAUUGCUUUAUCCGUCACUAUAGGAUUAUUCUAUGGUUUUGGAAUGACAUGUACAGCGCUACUGCCAUCUAUCAUAAGAAGUCAUUUUGAUCACAAUGCAACUACUAUAUCAUAUGCAAUAGUUAACCUUGGACCAGGCAUAUGUGGUAUCGCCUUUCCCGGUGUUAUAAUGUAUUUUUUAGACGUGUAUGGUGUUUCAGGAGCUUUAUUGCUUUCUUCGGCUAUCUUACUCAACUCACUUCCUCUAAUCAUGAUACUGAAAAAGCCGAAAAAAAUUACACCUAAAGUUGAAAUGCAAGUAACCCGAAAUAACAUGAUACAUGAAACCAUUUCUCAGCAAGGCAAAAUUCAUAACGAGGAAACAUUUGCUACAGAAACAAAUCGCAUUAGGACCAACAAAGAUAGUGUAGGUCAUUCAGAAACGCUACAGUUAAAGGAUGAUCUUAACAUCGUGAAAAUAACUUCAACUUUCAUUGAAAAGAAAAUUCCAAAAUGUAUGCAGCAUAGCCAAGAAGGGUGCUCAUGUUUAACUCUGUUAAAGAAACCUGAUUCACAAAGGUUUUCACAUCCAAACAAAAUUGAAAUAAUUUCUGAAAAUUACCAAGUACAAGUACAGAAAAAAGAUCAUCCUCAACCAGUUUUAAAAGACGUUGAUAUCGCUCCUUCAAAUAAUAACGUGCAAGAAAUCAUCCAAAAAGAGUUUACCAAUGCGAAACAUUCAAAUGCAAUAACAUCUGACAAAUAUAAAGGAAAGAACAAAAACUUAUUCCACUCAUUAAACGUUCUAAGAGAUCCAACGUUUAUAGUUUUGACGUUCAUACAGGGUAUUGCUGUUUACACAUAUCAUGUGUGGCUUACUACACUAAUAGACUAUUCCAGAGAUAAAGAAAUCGAUAGGAGUUUCGAAAUAUACCUUUUGACACUAAACCCAAUCACAGACAUAAUUGGACGCGUAGCUCUCGCAUGGGUAACAGAUAAAGGCUAUCUUUCAAUAGCAAAGAUGGGCGCACUUUUAUUUAUGUCACUUUCUAUUUCAAGCAUUUGGAUUGCUGUAGCAAAAGAUUUUGCAAUGUUAGCAUCGGGCAAUAUGUUAAUGACAUUUACUAGUGGAGCAUAUUUGAGCAUAUGCCCUGGAAUGAGUUAUGCAUAUAUUGAAAAGGAUAAACAGAUACUAUCCAUUGCCUCUUAUGGUUCAUUGUACGCACCCUUAAGUUUUACAGUGUCCCCCUUAAUAGGAUAUUUUAGGGAGAAUCUAGGAUCAUACGAUGGACUUUAUUAUUUGCUUGCUGUGAUGAACUUUGCCAGCAGUCUGAUUGUUCUGAUGCUUCCAAUGCUAGCUAAUAUGAGAGAAAAAAAGGAAAAGAUAUAAGAUCAGCACCAUUGUUUGAA
Parasteatoda tepidariorum (common house spider) is the source of this 2950-nucleotide messenger RNA. Its product is annotated as putative monocarboxylate transporter 5. Gene Ontology annotation, molecular function: monocarboxylic acid transmembrane transporter activity. The record is from RefSeq and is a predicted model, not a curated record. NCBI's taxonomy places the organism in Eukaryota, Metazoa, Arthropoda, Arachnida, Araneae, Theridiidae. Gene Ontology annotation, biological process: transmembrane transport.